CUGGUGACUAAAAGAAGCAAAACACUAAUGUUAAUACGAAAACGGACAUUAGAGAAGGCAGCAUGGUUCUCCUGUGGAUCUUCAUACCAGGUCUCCUAGUAAAUGUCCACAUUGUGGAGCUGGUGCCCGUCACAUGGCAUGAUACAGACUCCAAAGACAUCACUAAAGAGGACUUGCUAAAGGCUCAGGAAUAUGUAGAGCGAUUCUACAAUGUAUCUACUGUAUUUAGAAGGCUGACCAAUCCGAUUGAGGAGAAGAUCAAGGCCAUGCAAACCUUUUUUGGUCUUAAUGUCACCGGAAAAAUAAACAAGGAAACUCUGCAAAUUAUAAGGAAACCCAGAUGUGGGGUCCCCGAUGUCCAGAAGUUCAGUCUUUUUCCUGGGAAACCAAAAUGGGAGAAAACAACAUUGACAUACAGAAUUGUCAACUACACUCCAGAUAUCACCAACUCAGAGGUAGAUUAUGCCAUUGCACAGGCUUUCAGGCUCUGGAGUGAGGUCACCCCCUUGAAUUUUCGCCAGACUUAUAGUGGUGAAGCUGAUAUUAUGAUAUCCUUUGGAUACAGAAAUCAUGGGGAUUUCUUUCCAUUUGAUGGACCGUCAGGAAUUUUGGCACAUGCUUUUGCUCCAGGUAAUGAAAUUGGAGGAGAUGUUCACUUUGAUGAAGAAGAGACUUGGACAUUGGGUCGCCAAGAUACCAAUAUUUUCCUAGUUGCUCUUCAUGAGCUGGGACAUUCUCUGGGACUGGAACACUCAAGAUCUGAGCAAGCAAUAAUGUAUCCAAUGCUAUUGGAAACGUCAUUUGUGGACCCAACCAAGUUUAAAUUAUUUAAAGAUGACAUUGAAGGCAUCCAAGCUCUCUACGGAACAAGAAAGACCAAUGUUCCUAAACCAUAUCCACCAGUGAAUCCACCUCCUAGGCCAACAAUAAAACCUCAACCUAAACCACCAAAGGAGCCACAGCCUAAACCACCAAAGGAACCUCAACCUAAGCCACCAAAGGAACCACCGCCUAAGCCACCAAAGGAACCACAGCCUAAACCACCAAAGGAACCUCAACCUAAACCCCCAAAAGAACCUCAGCCUAAACCACCAAAGAAGCCUCAACCUAUACCACCAAAGGAACCUCAGCCUAAACCACCAAAGGAACCACAGCCUAAACCACCAAAGGAACCACAGCAGAAACCACCAAAGGAACCUCAACCGAAACCACCAAAGGAACCACCGCCUAAACCACCAAAGGAACCACAGCCUAAACCACCAAAGAAACCACAGCCUAAACCACCAAAGGAACCACAGCCUAAACCACCAAAGGAACCUCAGCCUAAACCACCAAAGGAACCAAAGCCUAAACCACCAAAGGAUCCACAGCCUAAACCACCAAAGAAACCACAGCCUAAACCACCAAAGGAACCACAGCCUAAACCACCAAAGGAACCUCAGCCUAAACCACCAAAGGAACCAAAGCCUAAACCACCAAAGGAUCCUCAACCUACACCGCCAAAGAAACCACAGCCUAGGCCUACAAAGCGACCUAAUACUAAACCAACACUGAAGCCACAUGCAAAGCCACAAGCGCCAAGAAGAUGUGACCAAAAAUUAGAGUUUGAUGCAAUAACUAGCAUGAGAGGGAAUUUACUGUUCUUUAAGGAAGGGAUAAUCUGGAGGAAAAGUGCAACAAAAAGCAAUAUCGAUACCAUCCUGAUCAACGGUACUUGGCCAAAAAUACGAAGCGUUGAUGCAGCCUAUGAGGUUCCACAGAGAGAUAUUGUUUAUCUUUUCAAAGGCCGACAGUUUUGGAUCACAAAUGGCUUUAGCAUGGUCAAGAAUUAUCCCCAAGAUAUCUCCAAGUUUGGCUUCCCAAGUUCGAUUAAGAAAAUAGAUGCUGCAUUGUUCUUAAAAGAAGAAAAGAAAGCAAUUUUCUUUGUUGGAGAUAAGUACUGGAGCUAUGAUCAUACAAGUCUCACGAUGGAGCCCAAAUCUCCAAGGAAAAUUAAAAAUGGCUUUCCUGGAAUUGGGAAAAGAGUGGAGUCGGCUUUUCAAGAUAAUGAUCGCCUGUAUUUCUCCAGUGGAGCCAACCAGAUUGAAUACAGCCCUAGGAGGAAACACGUCAUCCGCAAAAUCCCAAAUUACCAAUGGCUGAACUGCAACUGAAGAUAAAGGCUGUUUCAGAUUAAUUCUAAAAUAUGAAAUGUGCCUCCAAUCAUGUGUCAGAUAGAUAUACAAACAUACACGUCAAUAUUAGGUAAAAUUAUAUACAGCUUUAUUAAAUGCUUCCCAAACUUGAUAUGCAAAAGAUGUCUAAGUGUUGCUGCCACCUUCUGUCAAAAUUACAGAUCAUUAUACAUAUUUAACAUUCCUUUUUAAAACAAAAAGUCAUGCUAAACAGACGCUGUACUUACCAACCUUCUUCUUGGUAUGGGGCUCUUCUUCUGUAGCUCCUCCUCUAAUGACGUCAUCAUUAGAGACUGGGGGUACAGAAGAAGAACCACGGACCGAGAAGAAGUAUGGUAAGUAGAUCUUCUGUAUACAAUAUAGAGCAAAUGCUGUAUACUGUAUGUAACCCCCACCCGCCAAAGAGCUAAUUAGCGCUCUGCAGCACUAA
Messenger RNA from Hyla sarda, 2604 nucleotides. Its product is annotated as stromelysin-1-like. Gene Ontology annotation, biological process: extracellular matrix organization; collagen catabolic process; proteolysis. NCBI's taxonomy places the organism in Eukaryota, Metazoa, Chordata, Amphibia, Anura, Hylidae. The transcript has 10 exons. Gene Ontology annotation, cellular component: extracellular matrix. Gene Ontology annotation, molecular function: zinc ion binding; metalloendopeptidase activity. The record is from RefSeq and is a predicted model, not a curated record. The coding region runs from base 63 to 2153 and encodes 696 amino acids.